UAUAUGUCGGCGCUGGUCUCUGUUGUUGCACUAUUAUUUUUUGUGUUUACAAUACAAUUUUACAAUUAGAAAAAUUUGUAUUAUUUUAUAAAUGUAAACAAAAAUUUUUACUAAUAUGAAUACAAAAUCUGCCAACAAUAUGCGGAAUCUUUGCAGAACGUGUAUGAUGAGGUUUACGAAACUCCAACGUGAAAGCGCUAUUAAGAAUAAGCAAAACCUUUAUGAGGUACCCAAUGGAGGUAAAGAUCACAGUUUGAUGGAACUACUUGAAAUGGUGCAUCCUGACAUAAAAGUGGAAGUCAAUGAACAUCUACCCAUGCUUAUGUGUUCAGAUUGUAUUAAAAAAUUAUUAAUUGUUCACGAAUUUAUCGAGAUGUACAAAAACGUCAAUAAACAAUUCCGUAAUAUGUUAAAACAAGUUGAAAUUGACGACAGUCAAGGGAAUCUAAGUCCAUUACAGGAAUCCAUAGAAAUUAUUGAGAUAAAUGAUCAAGAUGAGGAGGUCUUAGAUAAGGAAAAAGAAGAUGAUGCCUAUAAAUUAACAGAGUUAGAAGUUGAAGAAGUGCAUGUUGAGGAGCUGGAAAAAGAUGAAGUAGACGUAAAUGAUUGGCCAGAAUUUGAUGAUGAACCAAUACAUGAUUUUUCGGAGGAAAAUGAAAAUAAAGAAUAUUAUUUCACAAAUCCCUACAGCGAUGACGAAACAGAUGAGAUAGAACCAUUUUUUAAAAACCCUUAUAGCGAUGCUAGUGAUAACGAGUGGAACCCUAGUGAAUUUGUCCAAAAGAACAAUAUUUCUCUCAAAUCCAUUACUGGAAAAAGAAAAUCAAACAAUAAAACAAAUAAUGAAACAACUACAAUUCCCUAUAGCACUGCUAGUGAUGACGAGUGGACACCUAGUGAAACUGCCCAAAAAAAUACGUCUUCUGCAAAACCCAAAACCCGAAAACAAAAUUUAAAAAACAAAAUAAAUGACGAAAUCACGGCACAAAUAUCUUCAAAGAAAGUCAAAAGAAAAAAGUUGAUAUCAAAAAAUAAAAAGCAAAAUGAUGAAAAUCCACAAUUGCCUGCAGAUAAUGAAAAUGUUAGUUUUCCAUGCCAAAAAUGCAAUAUAGUUUUGGAUAACGAACAACUUUGGCAGGAGCAUUUGCAGUUUCAUCGAUUGGGUAAAACAGUUACCAAAUCAGACAACUCAACUACAGCUCGAACUGAAAGGGGCUACGAAUGUGAACAUUGUGGCAAAGUAUAUUCCAAAAAUACAUCAUUUAAGGUUCAUAUGCGAAUACAUACGGGUGAUGCUCCAUACUUGUGUAUUGAAUGUGGAAAAAGUUUUAAAGUUUUGGGAAGUUUAAAUAUACACAUGUUACGGCAUAAGGGAGAGAAAAAUAUUCAAUGUCCGCAUUGUCCCAAGAAAUUUGUGUGCGCAAGUGGUUUAUACGGUCAUAUGAUGGUUCACAAAAAAGAAAAGCCAUUUGUAUGUGAUAUUUGUGGAGCUGCCUUCCAUAUGGCCUAUAUGUUAAGAAAACACAAUCUCUAUCAUAAUGGCAUUAAAAAUUAUCCAUGUGAACAUUGUGAUAUGCGCUUUGUUACUGCCGAAAAGCAACGUCGUCAUAUGCGUACACAUACAGGAGAAAAGCCGUAUCGUUGCAAAUAUUGCGAGAGAGCUUUUGCACAAAGUAAUGAUUGCAUUAAACAUUUGCGGCAACACUUAGGCGAUAAUGUCUAUCAAUGUGAAUUAUGUCCGCUAAGAUUUCCAUUGGCUAGAGAUUUACGUGCACAUUUUGCCUCACAUAAAGAUGACGAUGAAGAAACUCGAGCACGUAAUUUGCAGGCUCGUAUGGAAGAAGAAAAAAAUUUGAGAAUUAAAUUGGGAAUUAAAGAAACUUAAAUAAUUUUAUUUACAUAUGUAUUGUAUUUUAAUAAAAACAGAACAUUUCUUUUUUAUUAUGAAU
Molecule: messenger RNA, 1949 nt
Organism: Lucilia cuprina (Australian sheep blowfly)
Lineage: Eukaryota; Metazoa; Arthropoda; Insecta; Diptera; Calliphoridae
Product: zinc finger protein 391-like
Exons: 5
Coding region: 116-1885 (589 amino acids)
Cellular component (GO): nucleus
Molecular function (GO): zinc ion binding
Source: RefSeq, a predicted model, not a curated record